AUGGCGCUGAACCUGAGCAAGAACGGCCGAGCGCUGCAGGAGGCCUACGGCAGGGUGGUGGCGGCCGGGAGCCCCACGGACUGGGCUCUGUUCACCUACGAGGGCAACAGCAAUGACCUGCGUGUGGCUGGCUCUGGAGAUGGUGGCCUGGAGGAGAUGGUGGAGGAGCUCAACAGUGGGAAGGUGAUGUAUGCCUUCUGCAGGGUGAAGGACCCCAACUCUGGCCUGCCCAAAUACGUCCUCAUCAACUGGACAGGUGAAGGAGUGAAUGAUGCCAGGAAAGGAGCCUGCGCCAACCACGUCAGCACCGUGGCCAACUUCUUGAAGGGGGCUCACGUCACCAUCAAUGCCCGCGCCGAGGAGGACGUGGAGCCUGAGCUCAUCAUGGAGAAGGUUGCCAAGGCCUCUGGGGCCAACUACAACUUUCACAAGGAGAGCAGCAAGUUCCAGGACUCAGGUCCUCAAGCUCCUGUGGGCACUGUCUACCAGAGGACAAAUGCAAUGUUUGAGAUCAAGAGAGUCAACAAAGACAACUUCUGGGCCAAGGCUGCGAAGGAUGAGGAGAACAGGAGGCUGGAGGAGAAGCGGCGAGCGGAGGAGGAGCAGCAGCGGCUGGAGCGGGAGCGGCGCGAGAGGGAGCUGCAGGAGGCAGCCCGGAGGGAGCAGAGCUACAAAGCCAGGUCCAGCCAGAUCGAGGCCCAGAAGAGAUUCCAGCAGCAGCAGGAGGCAGAGAACAGGGACAAGGAGCAGCAGCAGUGGAAGGAGCAAGCUGAGGAGCAGGAGGCCAGGCAGAGGAAGGGCUUCAAGAGAAGUGAAUCAGUGGAGAAGGCUCAGGAGGCUGCUUCUCUGGUUGCACAGAGGGCAGUGAACCCCAGGGACAUCUUCAAGCAGAAGGAGAGGUCGGCGCCGGCCGAGGCGGUGCCAGCCUCACAGCCAGGGAAGCUCCGCAGCCCCUUCCUGCAGGGGGAGGUGAACUCCCUGGGUCCUGCCCCUCCUGUCUCUCCAGCCCAGGAUGCUGCUCCAGGUUCCUUCACCCCAUCCUCUGCCUGGGGAACCCCUCCAGCCUCACCUGGACCUGCUGCAGGACAGGACCCCAGGUACAAUGGCAGUGCCCCUGGUGCCCAGCUGGAGGAGGCCAAUCUCUAUGAGGAGCCAGCAGACUCUGCAGCCAUCUAUGAGGAAGCUCCCCAGGGCCACCUUGAUGAUGCCUAUCCUCUGGAGUACCAGCAGGUGCCAGACCUGACAGGGAAGGGGCUCUGUGCCCGGGCACUCUACGACUACCAGGCUGCUGAUGACACUGAGAUCUCCUUCGACCCUGAGCACAUCAUCACCAACAUCGAGAUGAUCGACGAGGGCUGGUGGAGAGGCGUCGGCCCCGACGGCCACUUCGGGAUGUUCCCUGCCAACUACGUGGAGCUGAUCCAGUGA
Molecule: messenger RNA, 1428 nt
Organism: Indicator indicator
Lineage: Eukaryota; Metazoa; Chordata; Aves; Piciformes; Indicatoridae
Gene: DBNL
Product: drebrin like
Exons: 14
Coding region: 1-1428 (475 amino acids)
Biological process (GO): positive regulation of dendritic spine morphogenesis; regulation of actin filament polymerization; positive regulation of axon extension
Cellular component (GO): cortical actin cytoskeleton; postsynaptic density; plasma membrane
Molecular function (GO): actin filament binding
Source: RefSeq, a predicted model, not a curated record